Alnus glutinosa is the source of this 2113-nucleotide messenger RNA. RefSeq names its product trehalase-like. Gene Ontology annotation, biological process: trehalose catabolic process. The transcript is spliced from 11 exons. The record is from RefSeq and is a predicted model, not a curated record. NCBI's taxonomy places the organism in Eukaryota, Viridiplantae, Streptophyta, Magnoliopsida, Fagales, Betulaceae. Gene Ontology annotation, molecular function: alpha,alpha-trehalase activity; calcium ion binding. The coding region runs from base 136 to 1923 and encodes 595 amino acids.
CGCACGCAUUGUCAGUCCAAAUUACCGGCUUUCCUACUUUGUCGUUGUCCUUGUCCUCUUGAUCAAUUAUGUAUAUAAUGUCUAUUUUCACGUACUCUGAUCCCAAAGAGUCGCUCUUCUCAGUCUUCUCCAACUAUGAUGGGCUUUCAAGCUCUUAGCUUUCGGAAACUAUGUUUGAUAUCUUUUGCAGCGUUUUUCUUGGCACCGACAACCAUGAAUGUCGCAGAAUCUUUGUCAUCUUGCAGUUCCAACAGUACAGGCCCUGUGAUUCCCACAACCCCUUUGGUCAGCUUCCUCGAACGUGUCCAAGAAACCGCUCUCAGCACCUUUGGACCGUCACAAUUUGACCCAAAACUUUACGUUGAUCUGUCGCUGAAGUUUGAGUUGUCCAAGACUCAGGAGGCUUUCGAUAAGCUUCCAAAGUCUGGAAACGGGUCGGUAUCGGUUAAGGAGUUAAAUGGGUUUGUAGAGGAGUACUUUACGGGUGCAGGGGAUGAUAUGGUGCACGCUGAGCCAGUGGAUUUUGUGCCGGCGCCGGAGGGUUUCUUGCCAAAGGUGAAGAGUAAGGAGGUGAGAGCCUGGGCUCUGGAGGUGCAUGCUCUGUGGAAGAAUUUGAGUAGGAAAGUCUCUGAUGAGGUCGUGAAGCGGCCAGAGUUUCAUACUUUGCUUCCUCUGCCCAAGCCUGUCAUAAUUCCUGGGUCACGGUUUAGAGAGGUCUAUUACUGGGAUUCUUAUUGGGUAAUUAGGGGAUUGCUAGCAAGUAACAUGUAUGAGACUGCAAAAGGAAUUGUGACUAAUCUUAUUCACUUGUUAGAAAACUAUGGUCAUGUUCUUAACGGUGCAAGGGCUUAUUACACUAACAGAAGCCAGCCUCCUCUCCUAAGUUCUAUGGUUUAUGAGAUAUACAAUAGGACUGGCGAUAUGCAAUUGGUUAAAAAAUCUCUCCCUGCACUGCUCAAAGAGUAUCAAUUCUGGAGUUCAGGAAUACAUAAGGUGACUAUUCAUGAUGUUCGUUCUUGCAGUCACACUUUAAAUCGGUAUUAUGCAAAGUGGAACAAGCCAAGGCCUGAAUCUUCAACCAUUGACAAGGAAUCUGCUUCCAAUAUCUCAAGUAUUUCUGCAAAACAGCAUUUCUAUCGUGAAGUGGCUUCAGCUGCUGAAUCUGGCUGGGACUUCAGCACAAGGUGGAUGAGGAAUCCCUUGGAUUUCACAACAAUGGCUACGACAUCUGUUUUACCUGUUGAUUUAAAUGCAUAUAUACUCAAGAUGGAACUAGACAUUGCCCACUUGGCAAAAGUUGCUGGAGAUUAUAGUACUGCAGAGAGCUUCUUGAACGCUUCUCGAGCCAGACGGAAGGCAAUAAAAUCUGUUUUCUGGAAUGCAAAGAUGGGACAAUGGCUUGAUUACUGGUUCAAUGAUAGUACAUGUGAGGAACCUCAAACUUGGGAAGUUUGCAACCAGAAUCAGAAUGUAUUUGCUUCAAACUUUGUUCCUUUGUGGGUUGAGUCAUUCUACUCAGAUGAAGAUCCUUCUCUGGUGGAGAAAGUCUUGAGAGGCUUCCAAAGUUCUGGCCUGCUUGGUGCUUUUGGGAUUGCAACUUCUUUGAAAAACUCAGGACAACAAUGGGACUUUCCAAAUGGUUGGGCCCCACUUCAACACAUGAUAGUUGAAGGUCUAGCUAGAUCUGGAUCAAAAGAAGCAAGGUCAUUGGCCGAAGACAUUGCUGUGAGGUGGAUCAGAACCAACUAUGCUGCCUAUAAGAAAACAGGCACAAUGCAUGAAAAACAUGAUGUGACCAAGUGUGGAGAAUUUGGAGGUGGUGGAGAAUACGUACCCCAGACUGGUUUUGGCUGGUCAAAUGGAGUUGUUUUGGCUUUUCUGGAGGAGUUUGGAUGGCCUCAAGACCGAACAAUACAUUGCUAGUGAUCUCGGAGUUUGCAAGCAUAGACAUAUUGCUAUUUGCCUCACUAGCACAUUUUUAAUAACAAGGCUUUUCCUUGCAGGAAGCUAGCCAGUAAAUAAAAGCAUGGCAAUGAAUUACAGUGAUUUUAUUUCAUAAUCUUGAAUUCAAGACAUAUAUGCUAAUGAGGAGACUGAAUCAAAAUUCUCAAAA